AUGAAAACAUCCUCAGCUGUUUCGUUCUUCCAAGCGGCAUUCUUUAGUCUACGUUUGUUCUCAACUCCAUCUCAGGUCACCUACAAAGUUGUUCAGCAAGUGCCUGAGAAUCAUACGUUAGGUGUCAUUGUAGAUAACGACAAGCUAUAUCCUCUCAGCGCUGCAGAUUCAAUUUCGACAUUAUAUCACACAGGCGAGGCACCCAGACCAAUUUUAGGCUAUCGAUAUGCUAUCAUCGAUAAAAACCGCGCUAUUAUCAUUGAACAAGAAAAUUUUCUUCGCAACCCAGUCAUCGAAGAUAGCACACUGAAUGAAUACUACAACAGAGCGUGGAACAUGAUGCCCGUGGAGAAACUGCCUGUGAUUAUGGAACCCCUUCCUAUCCUCAAUCGCAUUCGAUCUGACCUUCAUCUUGAAGGGCAAAUUCCAACAAUCCAUAUUACUGGCAAUCAAACAGCGAUUGAUAUCAUUCAUCACAACGCAAGAGAGGAUAUUCGUGUCCCCAACAUUAAAAUGACCUACAUUAGCCCCCACGAAGUCAAAAUAUUUGACAACAUUACUCUGUCUAUUGCAGGUCAUAGCACCCGGUCUCAAAAAAAGCUUUCUUACAAAUUCAAGAUACCUAAAAAGCAAGACCUCUUUGGAUACCGUCGCUUCAAAUUGAGAUCCAUGGCCACAGAUCCAUCCUACAUGAGAGACCAAUUAUCAUCUGAUAUUGCUGAAUCCAUUGGUAUCCCAACAACGCAGUACAGCUAUGUUCGAGUGUUCAUCAAUGAUAAAGCAGUCGGUUUAUUUGGCUUGGCUGAAAUGUUCAAGAAUCCAUGGAUUAGAAAUGUCUUUGCUAAAGGAGAUAAAAAGUUUAGACAAGGGGCUUUAUAUGUUGCAGAUGUUUCUGCUGGUCGGGAAGGUGGCCCACAAGGACCAGGUGGGCCAGGAGGCCCAAGAGCACCAGGUGGACCAGGUGGAGGCGGACCUGGGCAUGACGGGCCAAGACCUGACUUGAGCUAUCUCGGCGAUAAUGUCACUAUAUACAGUAUCAAGUACCCAGCUAAGGAAAACCCUUCCAAAGGAAAAGCCAAUCAUACCAGAAUCAUGGAUCUCAUCAAUUUCAUUUCGGUGCAACCUACUUCUGACGGGUCUAACACUUUUGCUCCUCUAUGGAAUAAUAAAGCAGAUGUCGAUAGUUUCUUGCGUGGAUUAGCUAUGGAAAUCGUUACCUCUAACGCAGAUGGUUACCUUACCAUGGGCAACAACUACAUCUUGUAUGAUGAUCUUGAACAUGAGCGCAUUCUGUUCAGUGGACAGGACUUUGAUUUGUCCAUGGGAAGCACCAUCUUCAAUGCAACUCUUAUGAAUGGUGGAAAUUACACUCAAUUUCCAGGCUUUUUGACUCGUCCAUUAGCUCCAGCAUUGCUCGCCAUACCUGCAUUUAAAGAAGAGUUCGAAAAGCUACUACUCAAUUUUACUAAAUAUUUGGUUAAUCCGGAGGUUUUGAAUCCUCGUGUCGAGCAAUUAUACAAAAUGCUUGAGCAAGAUGUCGCUUGGGACAAAGUGUUACCUCGCAUGAAUACCGGCGAAAGAAGCUGGGUAGCAGGUGAAUUGACAAAUAGCACUUUAGAAAACAAGGGAUUUAUUGGAGCUGACGACAUCCCUUUUGACCUUGGUGUGAAUGGACCUACCAAUGUAUCAAGCAAAAUGGGCCUGAAGGAAUGGAUUUCUCUUCGAAGUGCUAAUUUAAUCAACUUUUUGCAAACCCAAAAUUAG
Messenger RNA from Mucor velutinosus, 1764 nucleotides. RefSeq lists its product as uncharacterized. Bases 1 to 1764 code for a protein of 587 amino acids. Lineage: Eukaryota; Fungi; Mucoromycota; Mucoromycetes; Mucorales; Mucoraceae. The record is from RefSeq and is a predicted model, not a curated record. The transcript has 3 exons.